This is a messenger RNA of Theobroma umbraticum, 1123 nucleotides long. RefSeq names its product seven transmembrane domain protein. The record is from RefSeq and is a predicted model, not a curated record. Lineage: Eukaryota; Viridiplantae; Streptophyta; Magnoliopsida; Malvales; Malvaceae.
CGGAAUGUCCAGGUAGAAAUCUAAGAAGAAAUUCGUCAAAAAGGAAAAAGAAAGAGACAAGCAAAUCAUCGCUUGAUCAGUAGAGUUGCGAUCAGAUUGAAACUUGGGGGAAACACGAAAGGAGGGAGGAGAAAUGACGGUGUUCCACUUCUUCAACUGUGCGAUUCUCACCUUCGGUCCUCACGCCGUCUAUUACUCCGCCACUCCAUUAUCGGAGUAUGAUACUCUCGGUACCUCUGUUAAAGCUGCCCUUGUUUAUCUCGGAACAGCUUUGGUAAAGCUUGUUUGCCUGGCGACGUUUUUGAAGGUGUCUGAGAAUGAUGGCUUCGAUCCAUACCAGGAACUUUUGAAAGCGCUGAUUGGUUUCAUAGAUGUUGCUGGGCUUUAUUUUGCCUUAACACAGUUGUAUCACAGGAACAUCUCUCAAAAUCAUAAAUUUCAAGCUGUUGGACUUGGAUGGGCAUUUGCUGAUUCUGUUCUACAUAGAUUGGCACCCCUUUGGGUGGGAGCUAGAGGACUAGAAUUCACUUGGGAUUACAUUCUGCAAGGCCUGGAAGCAAAUGCUAAUUUGGUGUUGAGUAUAUCUCUUGCAGCAUUGGGAUCUUUGAUGUGGCUUCGCAAGAACAAGCCCAAGACUUUAAUUCCCAUAAUAUAUGCAUGUGCUGGCAUUGUUGCAACCAUGCCAUCCAUUACUAGCUAUCUAAGGCGAGGAUUGGGAUGGCACUUUCCAAAGGUGGUGGGCUUUGAAUUGUUCACAUCUCUGGUGAUGGCUUUCAUUAGUUGGCAAUUAUUUUCAGCAUGCCAAAGGCCCUCUGCAUGAGGACCACAGCUUAUUCCCCCCUGCCUGGUGAUCGAAGAGAUGUUGGAUAACUAUCAAUUAUUCUUUCCUAAUCAGUUCCUUUACCCCAGGCUGCUUUGUUGUCUACUUUAAAGUUCAAUCAUCUUAACGUUAAUCCAUAGAGUUUAGCUAAGGCACAAGACUCAAAUUUUGUAUCUCCAGGAAAGUAGAGAGAAGAUUUUUGAUAUAGAGUUUGGUAGCUUUAUUGUUCCGUACCUUUACUACAAGGACCCUUGCAUCCUUAACCUAAGUUUCAAGAACAGGGCAGUUUCUCUUACAUGCUAA